GGGCGUCGGGCGGUGGUGGGCGUGAGCGAGGACGGAUCGUGGGCGGCGGCGUGGGUGUCGGGCGGAGACCUCUUCCUGUACAGAGCCCGAGGAGCCUCCUUCCCUCUCCCUCAGGAGCUUCCGGCGCAUCUACGCCUAGUGGUUAGUACGUCCGGAGCGACACUGAGGUUUUCUCCCUCUAGAUAAUGGAAAGUGAUGGCAGCUUUGUGCAAGGUCUGCAUAAUUGCUUACUUGGACUUUGCCCUGAUGUGCUUGGCUACGGCUACGAUUCGUGCGUAUAAUAGCCUUUUGAUGAUUACCGCCAUUAGUUUGUUAUUGCUGUUAUUAUAAUAAUAAUAAUAAUUAUUAUUAUUGUUGUUGUUGUUGUUAUUAUCUUUAUUAUCAAUGUUAUUAUCAUCAUUGUUGUUGUUACUGUUUUUAUUAUCACCAUUAUUGUUAUUGUCUAAUGCAUGGCGACACAUCAACCCUUUUGCCUCCAGGGCGUGCGUGGCGCGGGCGGGGGCGCGGCCGGCCUCAGCUUGGAGCAGAGAGCGCAGAAGGAGGCGGGGGAGAGGCGAAAGGCCGCCAUGGAGGAGAGAGCGGCGCUGAUCCUUCAGAAGCUCUCAAAACUCAAGUGGGACUUCAGGAAAUUAUCUCUUAGAGGUGACGAAAUCGAGGGCGGUAGGCUGCUUUUAGAAGACGUGCCCCUCCACCCCGCCAUCACCACAUCGCUGCAUAAACAUACCACCGAUAACAUGAACAAGGUGGUGGCCGGAAGCAGCAGCGAGUUGGAGCGCCUCGAGGUUCUGCUGGGGAAGCUGAGGACUUUGUAUUCGUGGAGCCCUUUGGUGUCCUCGCUCUCCGUCAAGGCGCUGGGGUGAGUCCUUGCAGGGAGGGAGGGGAGGUGGAGUUGUGUUGUUACUGCUGUUGUAGUUCUUGGGGAUCCUGAAGUUCUUUCCUGUUGUAGUUAAUUCUUAGGAUCCUGAAGUUGUAACGCAUGAAAAAAAAAAUUAUUCCAACAUCUGUAUUAUCACAUUGCG
This is a messenger RNA of Penaeus monodon (black tiger shrimp), 1019 nucleotides long. RefSeq lists its product as uncharacterized. The transcript has 3 exons. NCBI's taxonomy places the organism in Eukaryota, Metazoa, Arthropoda, Malacostraca, Decapoda, Penaeidae. The coding region runs from base 450 to 860 and encodes 136 amino acids. The record is from RefSeq and is a predicted model, not a curated record.